AUGCUGGUAUUCCUAUUCGCCUCAUGGAUGAUCAGCAACGUGGCCGGACAGGCCAUCACCAUCAGGGAUUCUACUUUCGUGUUGAAAUGGCAGUGCAAUAUGUCCCUGUCAAAUGCCCCAUAUGGAGUUAUCGGAGCUGCUUCCCUAAUCAGGUGUGCUUCAAGAUGUCUGGAGAAUAAUACUAUAUGUUUGUCCUUCUUAUCGGACAAGUCGUUACCGACAAACGUCGCGUGUUGUUUCUACAAGAGCUUUCCGUCCUCUCCCUGUCCAAUAGGAAGUGUCGGUGGUUUCUACUCAUUAUAUGAAAGAGUUGGUGCUAGCCCAGAAACGACCACCGCACCAGAAACAACGACCCCACCGGAAACGACGACCACACCGGAAACGACGACUACACCGGAAACAACGACUACACCGGAAACGACGACUACACCGUCGCUUACUACGACGCAAACUGAGCUCACAACGUCGGUGAAUCCUUGUCAGAACUCGGGAACAUGGAAUGGUGCUACUUGUAUAUGUCCAAUAGGCUGUAACGGCACGUACUGUCAGACUUGCUACAAAGACUGUUCGGAAGGAGUAGCCGAUGGACUUACUGGUACAGCAGUUAUAACCUUUAUACAGCCUUUGAACUCGCCAGCAGCAUUCCAGGUUCUGUGUAACUUUGACAACAGUGUCACAUACAUCCAGUAUCGUCGCUAUGGAAAUAUCAGCUUCGAAAGGGACUGGCAAUCCUACAUGGAUGGUUUUGGAAAUAUAGAUGGAGAUUUUUGGCUAGGAAACAAGUACAUACAUCUUAUCACUGAACAGAAAUCCUAUUACUUAGGCGUUCGUUUAUAUGACGAAACAAACUCCUGGCGUUUUGACAUGUAUCCGGACUUCAAGGUAGAUACGGAAGCUAACUCCUUUUCGAUUAGUUAUACGCCUGUAUACCUCGAUUGGGGAAUGUCGCCUGCUGACAGCACGAAGGACUCACUCAACCAGCCAUUUAGUACGUAUGACCGGGGUCAUACAGGCUGUGCGACAUCUGAGCAGGCUGGCUGGUGGUAUAACACUGGGUGUACGGACGGCGCUAAUGCUAACGGCGUACUGCCUAUUAACUGGUCAACAAUUAGAGGUGUAACGAAAACAGGGUUGGGCCUCGUAUGAAAAAUAUCUAAAUUGUAGGGGGGUUUUGUAGACACUUUUCCACUCCAAAUUAGUUCAUAUAUCUAAUAUAUUUGCAUUGUGUAAAAUCCCCUCUAGUGGUCUGAUAUCAAAUAAGUACUUUUACUUCGUGAAUGGUUCAAUUGGUUGUGUUUUACGUCCUAUUAACAGCUAUGGUCAUUUUAAGACGUGUCAGGAUUUGGUGGUGGUGGAAAGCCGGAGUUCCCGGAGAAAAAACACCGACCUACGGCGAGUUCCUGGCGACUGCCCCACGUAGGUCUCAAACCCCCGACCCAGUGGCGGAGGGCUAGUGGUCGGAGAAUGUCAACCUUAACCACAUGGCCACAGCUGCCCCAAUGGUUCAAACAACAUUAUAUCAAACUAUUAUCGUUGAUG
Messenger RNA from Mizuhopecten yessoensis (Yesso scallop), 1539 nucleotides. Its product is annotated as fibrinogen-like protein A. Bases 1 to 1146 code for a protein of 381 amino acids. Lineage: Eukaryota; Metazoa; Mollusca; Bivalvia; Pectinida; Pectinidae. The transcript has 3 exons. The record is from RefSeq and is a predicted model, not a curated record.